This is a messenger RNA of Dreissena polymorpha, 2667 nucleotides long. RefSeq names its product WD repeat-containing protein 31-like. Gene Ontology annotation, molecular function: protein binding. The record is from RefSeq and is a predicted model, not a curated record. The coding region runs from base 97 to 1173 and encodes 358 amino acids. The transcript is spliced from 10 exons. Lineage: Eukaryota; Metazoa; Mollusca; Bivalvia; Myida; Dreissenidae.
GCCGUUUUUUAGUUUACAUUGUCAACAGAAGCAGAACCUGCAAACUUAUUAAUUUAUUAAUCAUCUAAUAGGAAAUGUCCAAAUGAUUUUAAUGCCAUGGGGAAACUUUUCAGCAAACAGAAAUCAUCAAAACAUCAGGCACAAGGUUUUGAUUCUCUAGACAACACAUCUCCCUCCGGAAAUAGUUUUGGCAACAAGCAUUCAUCCCGUAUGGAGAGGUAUCACGACAGUAGUCCACAAUCGCAGACUAAGCAUAGUCCCAUUCAUUCCGACGCAGUCGUCAGUCUGUCAAAAAUACAACCUGGCCUUUGUGUGUCUGGCAGUAAAGACAAGUCAGUUGUGUUGUAUGACUAUCAUAACCACCGCAUAGAAGACAGAUGGACAGGACACGAUCGGGAAAUCACUAAGGUGUGCUAUGGGAUGCACUGCCAGGGGGUGUUCAGUGCCUCGAGGGACCAGACUGUGAAACUCUGGAAAAGGGGCAAUGCUAAUCCCAUGCGGGAAUACAUCGGGCAUACCCUGGUCGUGAUGUCGAUACAUACCAAUAAAGACAACAGUUUUUUGUGCAGUGGAUCUCGGGACAACACCCUGAAAUUGUGGGAUGUAGAGACGGGAGAGUGCCUCCGUGAAAACAGGAUAUCCAGAAAUCUAGUCACAGACGUGAAGUUUGUACCAGAAAGUCAGCUGUUGGUGCAGACAGGUGAAGAUAAAGAAGUAAGGCUGUUUGACACACGGACCAUGUCUGUAAGCCACAACUUCCCUAGGAAGCAGUACAUUCAAAUGUGCUGCGACGUGUCUCCAGACGGACGCUACUGUCUCACUUGCAGCAAUGGGUUUGGAGGAAACGGAUGUGAAGCCACGCUGUGGGACCUACGUGCCUUGAAGAUCUUGCACGAGUUUCAUGGGCACACGGAGGCCGUGGAGGCCUGUAUAUUCCUGCCAUUCAGUGGUUGUUCCCUGGUGGCCACAUCAUCCCGCGACUGCUCUGUCAGAGUCUGGGACAAAAAUUCACGAGAGUGUAUAGCAACUCGCACUAUCAGUUGUUCUGGCCCACUCACGUCCCUUAUAGCUUACGAGGAUAAUAGUAUAUGUGUGUCCAGCUUUAAUGAAGGAAUCCACCAGUUGCAGUUCUUGCCAAACCAGUCCAAACUUGUACCAAAAUCUCAGUUCUAGAUCCUCCAUAAUUGAAGUCACAACUCUAUGUACUCUGAUACCCAAGUCACAAUUAGGGGUACUCUUAUAUCGAAGUGAUAAUUGUGAAUACUCCAAUACCGAUGUUACAACACUCUGGAUACUCCAAUACUGAUGUUACAACUCUGGAUACUCCAAUACUGAUGUUACAACUCUGGAUACUCCAAUACUGAUGUUACAACUCUGGAUACUCCUAUACAAAAGUUUACCUUUGCAACCUUCACGUUUCUACUACCGUCCUGGUGUUCAAUAUAAGUUCGUUUACAUUUCUUCUUCUUCUUCUUCCCAUUUUUUGCAGGGCUCUUCUGGAGCAUCGACCUAAUUUGACUAUUCAAUGAGUCUUGGGCCUGGGUAGAACCAGUACUUGGUGUCUUUGGAGGAGAUCUAAAGAACUCUCCCACAGUGGGGUUUGAACCUGUGACGUCUCGAUCGCUAGGUGGACACCAUAUCCACUAUACGACGAUAACCUGUUACUAUGACACAAGAUGUCUCUUAGAAACCGCUUAUAAAUAUGCAUUGUCUUAAUAACUUAUUAACGUGCAGAAAGUUUGCAAGUUUUGCAAUGAAAAGUUAAGAAUUCACAAAAGGUCACCUACCACACUAUUACAAAACUAAUUUGGAUUUUCUUUUUAACAGUUAACCAGACAACAUGAUCCCCCUCUUUAAGCACAAUUAAAUGAUGUCUUAGCCUAUUGUUAUACAACAUUUAAACCAACAAUACCCUCAGAUUUAUGUUUAAAUGCUCUUGUUGUUUUAUGUUGUUUUAUUGUUUGUUUAAGAUUUUCUUUUUGUUGUUGUCAGUAAAACUGAAUGUAGUAAAAUUACUAGUAUAUGAUUUUAACAUGAUCUGGUAUUUUCUUCUCUUUUUCUGUUUUUGUGUUUGUUGUUAAACUAUGCUAGAACAGGUUUGUUUGCCGUUUUUAACAAUAGGAUUUCAGUCUUAUCAUGUUGAGUCUAACUUGAAGAAACUGACUUUCAGCACAAGGGGUUCAAACAAAGUUAAGAAAACACAAACUUAAACGCUACCGGCACUCAUAAUUUUGGCUUUAAAUGUAAUCGUAAUCUUCACAAACCAACAUCAGAUACAUGUAAUUUAUUAUAUGUAAAUUGAUUUUGAUUUGUAUCUCAUAAUUUUCAACAUUAUUGUUGUAUUCCUUAUGUUGAUAUUUUAUAAUUUAUAUUGUUUUUGAAGAAAUGUUUUCAAUGCCAUUUUUGCUUACGUUGAUCCAUUAAUAUUCCAAUAUUUUGGGGAUAUUUUUUCCAGUCUGUACAUUUUGUUAUACUGACUAUGUCAAAUAUAUUGGUGCAUAUACAUUAAACCCAAAAUUAAAUUGUGAUGAAUAUUAGUAAAAUGAUGAAUUUAUGUCUGUGAUUCCUAGUGACUUACUUCGAUAUUGUAUGACUUUUUCUUUCACAUUUAAUUCAUAUCCAUUAUAUUAUGGAAAUUUGUUUUUUCAUAUUAAAUAUGAAUACAUA